UUUUGUGCAGGAUACUGUACAUUUUUUGUAACAAAUGUUCGUUUCGUCAUACUCACCUCUCAUUUCUUAACUGUAGACAUGGUGUCUUAUGCAGAAAAUGUUGCAAAGUUAAUUGAGGUGUGUCGCAACUUUGGAAACCAGGCGAGUAUAAAAUGUCUGUGGGAAGCAACUUUCGAGGGCAGACGGCAAGACAUUUUGUCCAACAAAUUUGCUAACGUCGCUCAUCUUCUUCAAACUGCCUGUCCAGUACGGAAUCAAGUUGAAUACCUUCAUAGAGAGUUUGAGCUAAUAAAGGGGGCAGAAACUUGCCAGAAAUUCAUGGCAAACUGGAUUGAGUACGUUCCACUCAUUAUCAAGUUAGCUUCGAAAGUGAAGAAUAGUCAGGAUGCUAUCAGCAAAGUGUUUGAUAUGUAUAAUGCAGCUGACAUCAACAAGACCUUUGGUAAUAUAUCAACGCUUGUAUUGCUUUGGAGUUGUUGCCCCAUUUGCUCCAUGUGUGAAACAAAAAGGGUACUGUUGCAACGAAUUACUUAUACUACGUACAAGAGGUGAGGACUGUCUAGGAAACUGCCAGCUUAGAGGCUACAUUGAGGUCAACGACGAACAGGCCGCCUUUUAUUUUGCACUUGGGGAAUACGUUCCACGUCAUUGUUGACAACGAAGUGUUUCUGUCGUCAUCAAACAAUGUUUCCGAGGCUUUACUGAACAUGUUUUGCUGUUAUUAUGUUUUUUUAAUAGCCUACAGCCCCCAGGUUAUGAAGUCCCUUCUCUUUAUCCAAAGUGCAAUCUGUGGAUUGCAAGAUCAACAUUCAAACAAAUGCCAAGUUUAAAGUUGAUUGGUAAAAACCUGGAACAAGUUAAAGAUCUCGUGUAAACCACUGUUUUCAAUACAACAGUUGCCGGUUA
Messenger RNA from Daphnia magna, 906 nucleotides. RefSeq lists its product as uncharacterized. The transcript has 3 exons. The record is from RefSeq and is a predicted model, not a curated record. The coding region runs from base 79 to 552 and encodes 157 amino acids. NCBI's taxonomy places the organism in Eukaryota, Metazoa, Arthropoda, Branchiopoda, Diplostraca, Daphniidae.